AUGGAUGUUAGUCAAGUCGAACCACGUGAUUACCCUCCAAGACUUUACCCUUCUAACCUAGAAGGUAAAGAUAUCAAUCAUAAUUUCCGUGCAGGACAUUUCCCCCACAUUAAAGAAACAAUAGGACUCGAUGUGUGGGAAGAACUGGUGAACUCUCCCAUUGGAGUAGUUGCUAGGCUACUUUCACGCGAAAGCAUUUGGUCUGGUAGGACCGUACACUAUCUGCUAUGUAGACAGCUGCGAGUGCAUAAAAAGGAGAUAUGGUCUGUUGUGGUUGAUGAUGUUAUCAGGUUUAGCUUGCUCGAGUUUGGUGAGAUCACUGGGUUAAACACAGGUCCAUUGCCAACAGAAAGUUUUGAACCUGAUCAAUACAAAGAGUUUUGGGAGGAGUUGAAGGUGCCGCUUGGGAUGGGACCCAAGUAUGAUGAGCUGAAGGCAGCAUUAGAGUUCUGUCCUGGUUGGAGUUUUGAAAAGCGUAAGUGGUUGGGGAUGUUAUUUCUUCAAGCCAUGGGACUGUACUGUUUGCAUCACAAUUCAAGGAUACCCUUUCAAAGUGCAAUAAGGGUAUUCGACGAUGAAGCCAUGAGGUCGUAUCCAUGGGGUCGGACUGCAUACGAAGUUCUUGUUGACUCUCUGAAAACACUGUCUCCAGAUGGAAAGUCAUACACAGUAAGCGGCAUGAAGGACGUUUUAUUGGUUUGGGCGUAUGAGUCCAUCGUCUGUUUCGGUGAGAAGUUUGGGAGAGUGGUCAACAAUGAAGACGUUCCUCUUUUGCGAUGGGGUGGAAGGCGUACACGUUCAAGUUUUGAUACUGUCUUGUCUGACGAAAUCAAAGAUCAUGGCGAGGUCCGUUUGAGGAGAAUGGUUAUGAAGGAGUCAAUUGAAGAGAUGUUUCCUGUAUGGUCGGAUGAACCUGACGACCCACAACUCGUUAGGUUGGUAGAAGACAUACACGCAGGUAGAUACGUGAAAGGUUUCUGGGAAGUACAGAGGGAUGAGCAGGGGAAGGGGAAUGAGAAGAAGAAGAAGAAAACGAAGGGAGUUUCAUCAGAAGCUGAGCCAUCAACAAAGAAGCAGAAGAAAGAAGCUGCUGAAACGAGAAAGGGUUCUAGCGAGGAGGAAGCUGUAUUGGACAAAGCGACUAUGACGAAUCUUGUGAGUGCUCUGCAGAAUAUUUCAGCAAAAUUUGACGCUUACGAUUUUGACCGGAACCGUGCAGCAGAGCUGAAAGUUUUGGGGGAAAGGAAAAUUCCCGACAACGAUGCUAAACUCUCCUCCGCCGGCGUAGAAAAAUCUUUAUCGGUGACAUCAUCACCUCGUAGGAGGUCGCCACCGGAAAAGUCGGACAAAAGUCCAGUGGUAGAACCGCAGGCCCAGGAGGAGAAGUCUGUAAAAACUCCAGUGACAGAACCGCGGCAGCAGAAAAAGCCUGUCAAAAGUCCAGAGCCGCCGCAGCAGAAAGAGAAGGCUGUCAAAAGUCCGGUGCCGCCGCAGCGGAAGGAGAAGGCUGUCAAAAGUUCGGUGCCGGCGCAGCAGAAACAGCAGAAGUCAGUCAAAAGUCCAGCGUUAGCUGAGACCCCUGCAAAGAAGAAUUCGGAGCUUGAGAAGGAUACACUGGUGAGAAGGAUUUUGGGUGAUGAUUUUAAUGAAAUUGAUUUCAUCAGUGUUUCUCCUGCAAAGAUUACUAAGGAUGCUAAGGAUGGUAAGGAUGCCAACGUUCCAGCCUAUGGACGCGGCUUACGGGGCAAGGCCAAGCGUACUGUUACUGUAAAGGAUGAGGCUAUCGAGGAUAAGAAAAAAGCACAGCGGGCAGAGGCUGCGUUGAAGAGGAAGGAGAAGCAAGAGGCUAAGAAAAAAGAGAACGAGGAGAAGAAACAGAAGAGAAAAGCGGCUGAGUUACAAAAGAAACAAGAGGCUGGGUUACAGAAGAAAAAGAAGGAAGACGAGGCUGAGUUACCGAAAAAAAGAAGGAAAAAGAGGCUGAGUUACCGAAGAAGAAGAAAGAAGAAGAGGCUGAGUUACAGCGGUCUGAGGAAUGUGUUGUGA
Brassica napus (rape) is the source of this 2046-nucleotide messenger RNA. RefSeq lists its product as uncharacterized. The transcript is spliced from 3 exons. The record is from RefSeq and is a predicted model, not a curated record. The coding region runs from base 1 to 2046 and encodes 681 amino acids. NCBI's taxonomy places the organism in Eukaryota, Viridiplantae, Streptophyta, Magnoliopsida, Brassicales, Brassicaceae.